This is a messenger RNA of Bursaphelenchus xylophilus (pine wood nematode), 327 nucleotides long. NCBI's taxonomy places the organism in Eukaryota, Metazoa, Nematoda, Chromadorea, Rhabditida, Aphelenchoididae. The record is from the annotation of a GenBank genome assembly.
AUGGAAGCGCCGUACUCGCAGAAAGAGGCUCGUACUGCGGCUUCUUCAGGCCGAACUCUCUUCCCACUUUUCCAGCCGGCUUUCGGCCGCUCCGUCUUAUGGAGCGAGGAAGAAGGGAAAGAAGAAAGAGGAAGACGCUCGGGGCCGGCCAUUUCCCCCCAGGGCCUGGAACGGCUCGUCAUUCGGAAAGCGAAAGAGAAGGGCCCCGACGGAAACUGGGCCAGAUUCCCGAAGAAGCGGCCGAAACACUUUGCCAACGCAACAGGCAAGAAGUGCAGCCGGCGGAAAAACGACCGAAACAUAACGACCGCCCUUGUAUGUGGUUAG